Paramecium tetraurelia is the source of this 2091-nucleotide messenger RNA. RefSeq lists its product as uncharacterized. Lineage: Eukaryota; Ciliophora; Oligohymenophorea; Peniculida; Parameciidae. The transcript is spliced from 4 exons. The record is from RefSeq and is a predicted model, not a curated record.
AUGGAAGCUCAACAAAAACAUGAUCAAUUUGAAAGUAAGAGAUCUGGUAGUUUGGAAUAUGUUGACAUCCAAACACGGAUGCAAAAAUCUGCGUUCGAAUAAAUCGUUGAAAUUUGCUUAAAACCAGUUUUAUUUCGUACCUCCAAAGAAACCACACUAUUGAAGGAUUCUCUAAGAAAUAUCAAGUUUUUCCAAGAGCAGUUUACUGAUCAUUAUGAGGAAAUGUUAGAAGACGUAGCCGAAAAUGCAAGAUUGCAUAUUUAUAGCAAAGAUCAAGUUAUCAUUAAGCAGGACACUUAUGGCGAUACUUUCUACAUCAUAAUCAAGGGAGAAGUCAAAGUCCUAAAAAGAGUGGUAACUGUAAUAGGGACGUUUACAACAAAAAAAGGGAAACAGAAAGAUAAGUUUCAUGAGGAAUUGAAAGAAAUAACAACAUUAAAGGAUGGGGAAUAUUUUGGUGAAUUGGCAUUAUUGGAAAGAAAACCAAGAGGAGCUGAUAUUGUUGCUAUGACUGAUUGCUUCAUUCUAGAGUUAGACAAAGAUUCAUUUGACCGAAUAAUGUCUACUAAGGCUUAAAGAUAAUUUUUGCAUUUACUUGAAACUUUAAGUUGCAAUGUAAUGUUGAAAGAUUUAUCAAAAAAUGCUAUUAAGGCUUUAUUUAUGAUCAUGGAGAGAAAAGUCUAUAAUUAUGGAGAUGUCAUUUAUAAGCAAGGGGAUAAAGGAGAUUGUCUAUAUUUUAUUAUUGAAGGAGAAUUUAAGAUGGUUUCGAAUGUCAAGAAAGAAUUUACAAAGGAUGGAAGUGACGAGAUAUUCUAUUUUGAAAGAGAAGCAGAAGUAUGCAUAUUAGGAAAAAAUGAAUCCAUUGGAUUGGAAGAGUUUCUAGAUCAAGAGAAGAGAAUAUGGAAAGCUAUUUGUUAAAGUCAAGAGGGUGUGCUAUAUAAAUUAAAUAAAAUUGAUUAUAAAAGAAUUGAAUAACGUUAUCCAGAUAUCGUUUAUGCGAUCCAAAGAGUUAGAGAUGAAAAAAGAGUUUAUUAUAAUAAAUGGAAAUAAAAAUAUGCAUAUCCUUUGGAAGCUGGGGUAGAAAACUAAUAAGUAGAAUAACAGGAUCUAAAAUUUGAUUAUCAGAAGUAUGUAGAGAAAACAAAAGAUCUCAAAUAAAUAAUUAUGAAAGAUAAGGAAAUGAAUUUUAUAUCUAGAGACCAAAUAACAAUCAAUGAUGAUAUGGAAAUUAUGCUAAGAUAUUGUCCUUAUUUUUAAUUAGAGGACAAAAAAGCAUCUCCAUUUUUGGUUAACACUCCAGAAACGAUUCAGAUUAGGAGAGUGAAAAGUGCUAAUUAUAGACCUAUCAGUACACAGUGUUUAACAACCAAUGAAAAAUCUUUUGAAAAGACUUCCAAAGGAAAAUAAAGAAUCUAAUCAAAACAUGAUAAAAUAAUUGCAGAAACAUAACCCACCAUAACAGCAAACUAAUAAACUACUACUCAACCUGAAGACUAUAAAUAGAAGUCAAUUUUAAUAUCUCCUAAAAUUGUUAAAUCAACUCAAAAUUUGUUUUCUCCUUCGAUUGUUGAUAAAAGAAAAUCAAAUUAAAAAGCUAAAUUUAACAAUUAAAAUGAUCAAAUGCAAAGUAAAGUAACUACAUUUAUGAAAUUGACACCACAAAAAAUAGAAGAAAUGGCAAUUUAAUAAAGAUUGAGCAAAGAAGAAUAUAAAUAAAAAAAACUCUACAUUAAUCAAUAUCCUUUUAGAACUACAAAACAAAUGCUGAAUCGGAUUAAAUCUGCCAUUAAAUUCUAAUCUCCUAUUUGUAUGCAAAGUUAUCGAUAAUCCUAAUAAGGACAAGUACACAAAGGAACUCCUACAAUUAUCAAAUCUCUAAGUCCAUAAGAUUCAACUUCGUUUGGCGAGGGUGCCAGAAUUCAUUCAUUUAAAGGUUCCAAUCAAUUUAACUUUGAUUUCUCUGCUUUACCUCUUAAAUAUUCAGCCAGUUUAAUAUCUUCAGAAUAUCAAAAAAGAAAAAAGUAAACACUUGGAAAUAGUUUAAAAUUUAGACAGAAUUCUAACUUUUAAUCUAUACCAAUCAAUCUUUGA